GGGGGGGGGGUGGUGGUGGUGGGGGGUUGCAUCAAGAAAGGUCUUCUCUGUGAGCAGGAGACCGACUUUAAAAGGGUGAUUCUUGCCCCAGUGCGGGGGGGUCGGAGGGGUGGGGGUCGGUGGAGAAAAAUAGAUCUAUAGAAAAUUAUGGCCACCUUACUGCGGAAGAUCGGUCUCAUCCGCCUGCACGACCGGGACACCGAGGACCCGAAGCACCACCAGGGCUCGCUAAAGGGGACUAAGGGGAACCAGAAGAACAACGCCAACAAACACUGUCAGACCUCCAACGAAACCAACAUCCUGAGCACCCCGGAGAUUAAGGCGAGGAAGCUGGACCAGCAGGGCAAGGACAAGCCGUCCGGUAAGGAUAAGCAGGGCAAGGAGACGAAGGAGAAGCAGCAGACGGGCGGAGGCGGGAGUAAAGCGACCAGUGCCUCCUCCAUACCACCGCCGGCGCCUCACCGGCAGCACUGCACCCAGGUCCGGACGCGCAGGCUGAUGAAGGAGCUGCAGGAGAUCAGGAGGUUAGGAGACAACUUCAUCACGGUGGAGCUGGUGGAGGACAACCUUUACGACUGGAACGUCAAGCUGCACCAGGUGGACAAGGACUCGGCGCUGUGGCAGGACAUGAAGGAGACCAGCACCGAGUUCAUACUGCUCAACGUCACCUUUCCCGACAAUUUCCCCUUCUCGCCGCCGUUCAUGCGCGUCCUGACGCCCCGGUUGGAGAACGGCUACGUGCUGGACGGCGGCGCCAUAUGCAUGGAGCUGUUGACCCCCCGCGGAUGGUCCAGCGCCUACACGGUGGAGGCGGUCAUGAGGCAGUUUGCAGCCAGCCUCGUAAAAGGACAGGGACGUAUAUGUCGGAAAUCAGGAAAGUCCAAGAAAGCCUUCAGCCGCAAGGAAGCCGAGGCCACCUUCAAGUCCCUGGUGAAGACCCACGAGAAGUACGGCUGGGUGUCCCCGCCCGUGUCCGACGGCUGAGGGGCCUCGGGCGCCGCCGCCCCCCCACCCUCCAACCCCCUCCCUCUCCCCUCCCGAAACCCACCCCGACACCCCCCCCUCACAGCCGGAAAGGAAACCCAAGCUGCCCCCCCCCCCGACGCGCAGAACAGCACACGCACACCAACUCAACGAUCACCUUCACCUCUUCACUCACUCACCCCAAAUAUUGGUUUUCUCUCUUGGUUUUUGUGUGUCUCACGUUAGUGGGAUUUUUUUUUGAAGGGGGGGGGGGGGGUUCUUUUGGCCCUGAAACUGGCUGAGAGAAGAAACUUCUGUUCCCCUUCCUCCCACCCGGGGAAAUACUCUCCGCCAUUUUGGAAAAGACCUAAGAGGAAGUUGUGUGUGUGUGUGUGUACAUGUGAGUUGGUGGAUUUCUUUUUGUUUUUGUCAAAAAUCCUGGACUUUUCCCCCCAUGUGAAAGACUACUGAAUGAAGGAGACUGAUCUCUCCUCCUCCUCUCCUCCCCUCCUCUCCAUCCCUCCUCCUCCUCCACAGCACUGACGUGGCAUCGCUUCUCUCUCUGUGGCUGCUGGCUCAUUUACGCGUUGAUGCUCAUUCACACGCCUCCGUUUCCCCUUUUCUUUCGUCUGUGCCGUUGCUCACAGUUCAAUGCAACAAGAUUGUAAUUUACAUGGAGCUGUGCUCUCUCUUCUUCUUCUUCUCUUUCUUCUCUCUGUGUCGGUUCCUCCUUUUCUUUCUCGCAUUUAGAGCUCACUGUUGCUUAGGUGGAUGUCGGUUUCUACUGGAGAAAAUAAAAAGUCCCGUGUUGCUUCAUGCAGAGACCAUGUAUCAUGUAGGUUAUGAUAAACGGAUCGAGGGCCAGUCACCCAUCGUUCUUUCUCUCUUUCCUCUGAUAUUAUUGUGUGUGUGUGCAUAGGAGAGGAAAACGCCUAUAUUUCCCCACGAUUAAGAUACCAGACGGUACAGCUGAAGGCCAGUGUGUAUGUGUGCGUGUGUGAGUUGAGUGUGUUUGAGCCAGGGAGACAACCCUUUAAACUGGGAACAAUGUGGAUUACUGUGAAGGACACAUUAAGGCCUAAAAGGUGGCGCUCUUUUUCUCUUCUUUGCUUUGAAUUAAUUGUCGCCGUCUUGUCCCACUUUCUACGUCAGCUCCUGAUUAUUACUGUAAACAGUUGUGUGGUUAUUCGAAUAAACACUCGGGAGGUUUAGCUGUGCCCCCCCCCACACACACACACACACACCUACGCAGGUGCACGCCUCGACGCCGGCUGUGGAGCCAAACAGGAUGAGGACAGGCAGGCGGACGCAUGGGGGGCUCGAGCGCUGCCGUGGAUGGAGUGGCGCUCUAAAUGAGCGCACGCUUCAGACAGACAGAGAGAGUGAAGGCAGUGGGAAGAGGAGGAGGAGGAAGAAGAGGAGGAGAGCAGAGGCGGAGCUUUGAGCGCCACCCGCUGCUUCUGCAAAAUGGCCGAAGACAGACGCGAUCGAGCAGCUCCUGCGUUCCCGACCUUUGGGAAGAGGUUGUUGCGAAUGUCCGGUGCCGACUCUGCCGCGUCGGCCCCACAAUCAGCCGGACGCCCCCCCCCCCCCCCCCUCUACGCUCACCACGGGAUGUGCGUCCGUCCGAUCCGUCUGUUUUGGCUCCCUGCCAGUUAAAUGUCAGAGGGAAAGCUGCUAAUUGGUCUGACAUUUAGGGGCCUGAGCGCCAUUAGGGACAGAGCAGGAGGACGGCCCCCCCCCCCCCCCCUCCUCCUUCCCCCCGGGUGGUGGGGUGUGGGCCGGGGAGGUGGGUCAGGUGCAUUCACUCUCCCCUCGUGGAUUUAGAAAAAGUGGAAGAAAAAAGAAAAUGCAGAGUGAAAAUGAAAUCAACGCCGCGUCCGUCCCCUCCGGGACGGGGGGGACGGGGGACGUUUCAGGGUCCUUCAGGUGUCUCUCGGCUCGGCAGCGAGUGUAACCUGAACUGUUAGUAGAGACAAAGUAUCUGCAGCGCUGCGUGUUUGCUGGUCUGUGGUAUAGUUUAGGUGGUAGUUUGCAGACACUAACUGGGUGAACUGAUUCUGUUGUAUUAUAUCUGCAUGUGACAUCGUGAUUGGUAGCUAGCUGCUCUAUAUCUUUUUUUCAAGAAAAGCAAGAAAAUAUACGGGGAAAAACAAAAAUGCAAAUGCUUCUCUUUUCUUGUUCUUUUUUUUGGGGGGGGGGGGGGGGUUCUGUAUUGUAUGUAUAUUGCUUUUAUUUUGAAGCGUCCUGAAAAAUGUCACAUUGUGUUAUUUGAAUGUUUGUGUUUUAAUUUAUUUGUGGUUUGCCAAAAUGAAGAUUUGAAGCAUGUUGCAGGUAUUGUCACAAAAAAAAAAAAAUACAUGAAUGAUAGCCUCUGUAUUUGUGUGAUGGGGGGAGGGGGGGAGGAAGGAAGGAAGGAAGGAAGGAAGGAAGGACAGAAGAUUGCAAAACCUCAAGAUGAUAAAAGGGAGUAUUUUCUUUAUUUGGAGUUUACCAAAGUGGAAUUAGGUACACGCUCCCUUGAAAGUCCCUACUGUCCCUCCCCCCCCCGCUCUAGACAGACAGGCUGGUGGGUAAUAGAGAAUUGGUUAACGCAGCGCAGACGAAGAUCUGGACCGAAGAUCUGGACCGAAGUUCUCCCCAGUCACAGAUCGAGGCUCAGCGUGACGUCCCACCCCGCUGGUAAAUGGGGGAUGUGCUCGUUCUGACCUGAGAUCAGUCACUGCGGGCGACUUUGUCCCACUCCGGACCCUGAGUGUUUGGUCGAGGUCUAAAAAAAAAUAAAAAUAAAAAUAAAAAGUUCAAGAGGUGAAAGGUCGUUUGCAAGACCAAACAGGAAUGUGCAAUAAAAGUUACAGCUUAUUCAAACUCA
Pungitius pungitius (ninespine stickleback) is the source of this 3835-nucleotide messenger RNA. RefSeq names its product ubiquitin-conjugating enzyme E2Q family-like 1 (gene ube2ql1). The transcript is spliced from 2 exons. Bases 148 to 984 code for a protein of 278 amino acids. The record is from RefSeq and is a predicted model, not a curated record. Lineage: Eukaryota; Metazoa; Chordata; Actinopteri; Perciformes; Gasterosteidae.